Messenger RNA from Cololabis saira (Pacific saury), 3137 nucleotides. RefSeq lists its product as uncharacterized. The record is from RefSeq and is a predicted model, not a curated record. NCBI's taxonomy places the organism in Eukaryota, Metazoa, Chordata, Actinopteri, Beloniformes, Belonidae. Bases 64 to 843 code for a protein of 259 amino acids. The transcript is spliced from 4 exons.
AGGUACUCCCUCCGUGCUUCCUCCGUUAGAAGCUAAAAGGUCCAGCUAACUCCAGAGAUCAUCAUGCCUGCUGGGAAAUGCAAAUUUCAAGAUUCCUGGCUUGCAAAGGCCGCCUUCAAGGACUGGCUGGCCAAGGACUCCGAUGACAUCCACUUCGCUCGAUGCAGGGCCUGUUUUAAAUUAAUCAAACUGCAGUCCAUGGGCGAGGCGGCUCUCACCAGCCACGCAGGAGGAUCCGCUCACAAAGCUGCGGUCCGCAAGCUGCUGGAAGGCACUUUAAUAAAUGAAGCGGGGCACAUGAAUGGCAGCGCAAAUUGGGGAGAAGACAGCAAGGAGCAUGUGGCCAUCUGCCUCCAGCGCGAAGCCUUGGACAGAAUAGCAGGCAGCGACUGGUCAGAUCUGCACCACAGCCCCACCACAAACUCCACCCCCUACAAAGCAGAGCAGCAGGAUGCAAGCUUUCCUACUGCCGCCUUCACAGCUCCAGGCACCUCCCGGCUCACCAGCCAGCGUCUCCACUCGCAGGACCGGGGCACGGAGGCCGGCGGGCUCCGCCUGGCGCAGCAGGACACGCUUGAGCUGCCCAGGCUGGAGCUCCAGCAGAGGGCCGAGGCCCUGGAGCAGCAGAUGAAGAUCCUGGAGUGGGAGAACAGGAUGAAGGUGCUGGCGUGGGAGCAGGAGCUGGUGAAGGAGAAGAGGAGAGCCGUCCGGCAGAAGGAGAAGGCGUUCCGGAUGAAGAAGGCUUACUACAAGGCCAAGCUAAAGAGGCUGGGCGAGGAGCCGCUGCCAUCGUCCUCCAGCAGCGGCGAUGAAGAGGAGAAAUCUCCUGACAUGACAGGCUGAUCUGGUCUAACAUUUUUGUAAUUGUCGUUUCAUUCUUGUAUUGUUGUGCUUUUUCUAAAUCCAUGAAACUAUUUUUAUACAUUUAUAUAGAUUGUUGAUUUCCUCAUAAGUGAGGAUAAGACAUUCGUUAUGUUGUGGUGGAAAAGAAAAACAGCCUUCUGACAUCAUCUUAUUCAAUGCCUUAAAACUUGGUUUUAGACAUUUACAUGGGCUUUUACGCCUAAAAUCCUGCUGUAAAGCAAGGACUAGAAGCAAAUCAGCCCCAGACAGGAGUCAUGUCGGUCUGGAGCGUAGGUGUCUAACCUUGACUGGACCUGAGGUUAAGGCUGCGUCCCAAUACUCCCCCUCGCCCUCGUUUUCUUCACUAACCCUAACUUUUGCGCGUUCCCGUGAAGGUAGUGGUGUCCCAAUUCCUCUUUUCACCUAGGGGGAGGGGGCAUAACGAGGGCUAGGGGCUGAGAAUAGCCCCUUCAAAUCGAGGGAUUUCAGAUGCUGACUUGGCGAGCGAGGGGGUAUGAAAAUUUCCCAGAAUGCUUUUGCCGUAGGCUCUGCGUCGAUUUGACUCGCCGACCGAAGGCAAACAGGCAGACUCGUCUCAGAGAAAUAGAGAGAAAUAAUCCUAUGACUCGUCAGAUUUGUUUUGGAUGUUUCUGAUAUAAUAGUCUUCAGAAACCACAAAGUAAUCCAGCUGUUAUCUGGGUAAUUUACACACUUUCAGAUAAAGUUGCCGAAGAUCACGGCAGAAUAAAGGGAUUUAUGGUUCCGUGUUACACCAACGCAGAGCCUACGGCGUAGGUUACGUAACCUACGCCUGCGUCGAUGUACGCGGCGACGCGCGCCGUAUGCCGUACCCUACGCCGUAGGCUCUGCGUCGAUUUUUUUUUUUUUUUUUUUUUUUUUUUUUUUAACCUUGUCUGCACACAUAUUAAUGAUUGAUACCAUGACAGUAGAAACCAAAGGGGUAUAUAUGUGCAUUAUUACUAUAUUUAAUAUAUAUAUACAUAUAUAUACGCAUACAUAUGCAUACACAUACAUAAAUAUACACAUACAAACCCAGGCUCUGCGUCGAUUUAACGCGGACCCAAACUCCGGAGCCGGCAGACAGAAAUCUCUAAAUUUCGGAGCAAAUUUCUUAACAGGCGUAGCUACAACUGUUAGAUUUCAUCUAUUAAACCAAAAUCUUCCUAAAUGAUUUAUUUCAGCCAGCAUAAUUCUCAACAGAGCUGCGUCCCGGGAGAGAGUUCUCUCCCGGGACGACGGAGCAGCUUAACCCGGCGGAUACGUCUGUUUUCGGGCCGAGGCUGCUCCCCGGGGGCGGCGGCUCUUCUCAUCCCCGAAAACAUCGGGUCAAAUUUCUUAACAGGCGUUAUUUGGAUAAACUGAGCCCCGGUUGCGGAUCUUAAGGUUACCUUUAUGCCUGAAAAAAUAUUAAAACUUAAUAAAGUGCCAUAUUAACAGCGCUACAGCUGAAAUUAAAACAGCUUUUGGCUCUCAGCUUCCUGAUCAGGUUAGGGAUGAAAACGAGGGGGAGUAGGAGAAAUGGGACAGGCACCUGGGCCAAGUACCCUAGAUCUCAAAUGCCCUAAAAUAUCCCCCUUCUUUUUUAGGGGUUAGGGAAGAAAAGAAGGGCGAGUGGAGAAAAGAAGGGCGAGUGAAGUUGAAUUGGGAUUGGGCCAUUUACUUGGGCUUUUAUGCCUAAAAUCCUGCUGUAAAGUAGAAGCAAAUCAGCCCCAGACAGGAGUCGUGUUGGUCUGGAGCGUAGGUGUCUGACCUUGAGUGGAUCUGAGGCUAAGAUGUUCAUAUUAGCUGAAAGAUGAUUCCUGCUGUGGUUCCUCAGCAGAACAUGCUCACAAACAUUAACUGACACCAGAAAGAACCAUUUUAAAGUGAAGUGUAGUGCUCAUUUUACAGAAUAAUGUGAUCAAACAGAAAUGCUGUUAUUUGCACAUAUUUUGAGAAUUAAAAAAGAUUAAAAAUCAUAAUGUUCCUUUUUUACUACCUGAUUAUUCAAUAUUCUAAAUCACAAAAUGAUAUUUUGUUUUUCCUCAAGCAAAUGUCUCCUUUCAUAACAAAUUUAUCUUGGCUGUUUUAAAGAAUUCAAAUCUGACAGAAAUUCUCAGAGCUGCUCGGUGGCGUAGUGGGUUAAGCAGCGGCUCGUAUACUGAGGCUACAGUCCUCCUGCAGCGGUUGCAGGUUUGAAUCCCAGCCUUCGCACCUUUGCUGCGUGUCAUCCCCAUUCUCUCUCUCUACCCCCUUCCUGUCUGUACACUUUGAAUAAAGGGCCACUAGAGCCC